CCCUUUCUCAGUCUCUCCAUUUUGAGUCAGAAUGGCCCACGUACUUUGCACCCACACAGAGACUCAUCCCAUUGAAACUAUUCCCGGUUUCAGUUUGGGAUCCUUCUGGAGGGAGGCCUUAGUCACAGGCGUGCAAUACAGACCUGUGUCCUCCAGAGUCCGCUGUGCUUCGCCCAGCUCAGCCCCCGAGCUUUCUCAAACCUGAAGCGUCUGCAACACUUUGCAAGGACACCGAAGACAGGGCACGUCAGCGCUCCGACUUCCUCCUUACGCCGCCUCUGAUUGGCUGCUGGGCGUAUAAGAAACGGUGAAUGAGCGGCUGACCCUUGCAGAAACUUGCUGGAGGUCUCCGGGUGGCGUAUACCUUUCCUCCCUCGUCCAUCCGCGGGCAAGCCGAGCCGGGGGAGGAUGAGGUCGUCCUGUGUCCUGCUCACCGCCCUGGUGGCGCUGGCCGCCUAUUACAUCUACAUCCCCCUGCCCAGCUCCGUGUCCGAUCCCUGGAAGCUGAUGCUGCUGGACGCGACUUUCCGGAGCGCACAGCAAGUGAGCAACCUGAUCCACUACCUGGGCCUGAGCCAUCAUCUGCUCGCACUGAAUUUUAUCAUCGUUUCUUUUGGCAAGAAAAGCGCCUGGUCGUCUCCUCAGGUGAAGGUGACCGAUACUGACUUUGAUGGUGUGGAGGUCAGAGUGUUUGAGGGCUCCCCAAAGCCAGAAGAGCCUUUGAAACGCAGCGUUGUUUACAUCCAUGGAGGAGGCUGGGCUUUAGCCAGUGCAAAAAUCAGGUAUUAUGAUGAACUGUGCACAGCAAUGGCUGAAGAAUUGAAUGCUGUCAUUGUCUCCAUUGAAUACAGGCUAGUUCCAAAGGUUUAUUUUCCUGCACAAAUUCAUGAUGUUGUACGUGCCACGAAGUAUUUUCUGCAGCCAGAAGUCUUACACAAGUAUUCGGUUGACCCGGGCAGAAUUGGCAUUUCUGGUGACAGUGCUGGUGGGAAUUUGGCCGCUGCUCUGGGCCAACAGUUUACUCAAGAUGCCAACCUCAAAAACAAGCUCAAAGUGCAAGCUUUAAUUUAUCCAGUUCUUCAAGCUUUAGAUUUCAACACGCCCUCUUACCAGCAAAAUGUGAACACCCCAAUCCUGCCCCGCUACGUCAUGGUGAAGUACUGGGUGGACUACUUCAAAGGCGACUAUGACUUUGUCCAGGCGAUGAUUGUUAACAACCACACUUCGAUGGACGUGGAAGAGGCAGUUGCCCUCAGGGCCCGUCUAAACUGGACGUCCCUCUUGCCUGCAUCCAUCACAAAGGGCUACAAGCCUGUGGUGCAGACCACCGGCAACGCCAGGAUUCUGAGGGAGAUCCCUCAGCUGUUGGAUGCUCGCUCGGCCCCUCUCAUUGCAGACCAGGAAGUCCUCCGGCACCUCCCGAAGACCUAUAUUCUGACGUGUGAGCAUGAUGUCCUAAGAGACGAUGGGAUCAUGUAUGCAAAGCGUCUGGAGAGCGCAGGUGUGGAGGUGACCCUGGAUCACUUUGAGGAUGGCUUCCAUGGAUGCAUGAUUUUCACCAGCUGGCCCACCAACUUCUCAGUGGGAAUCCGGACUAGGAAUAGUUACAUCAAGUGGCUGGAUCAAAACCUGUGAAAGAGGAAAACUUCCAGAAUCUUGACCUCCUGCACCUGCUUUGGAAAGAGAUGCACUUUUUAGUUGAUUACUUUCCCCUUGUUACUUGUGAGUUAUGGCAUCUCCAUUCCCUGCAGACUUUAUGUUAAUUUAAUUUUUGAAAAAUGUGUUUGACUAACGUAAGUACAAAAUGUCUAAAUCUGGUUCUCCAAGUGGACCAGUCUUUCUGUUCUUGUUUGUUUUUUUGUGUUUUGUUUUGUUUUGUUUUGUUUUUAGCCAAAUUACCACCAAUACUCACGGCUACAGAAAGCAGGACUAGGAGCUGAAAUAGCUUUGCGUUCUGUCUUCAUCAAGGAAUUCUUUCCAGAAGAAAUUCUUCCAGCUGUGGGUGGCGUAUGUGGGCUCUUCUUUAGCUUGUAGAGUUUACUUUACAUUCAGAGCAGUGUUACUUGUGUGCACAUUAAGGUCAGUGCUAGAUACCAAGCGCCCUCUGUGCUUUAUGGAUAGAUGGUUUUGUUUCCUAUGGGAAUUUCAACAAAGGUGUUCUAGCAAGGACAAAUUUCUCAAAUAACUUUCUUCCUUUAGAGUGUUAAUUUUAUGGGAUAGCUCUCUGUAAGUCCAGUUGGAUGAUGACGAUACUUGAAGGUUACUUUCUACCACUAUUAUUAGAAAAUAUACGAUUGCAUGUAGUGGAUAUCUGUACAUUGUAAAGUUUUUUGGUUAUGCUGUCUCCAUAGGGGAGAUCUUUUGGGAGCAAAUUCAUUUAGAUUUAGGAUAAAUUUGUCAUUACAGAAACAAGUGAAAACAGACAAAUGAACUAACUUAUUUAUUUUCAUAAUGAAUACUUCUGACAUAAAUUACCAAGAGCAGUGUGUAUAUUUUUGGCAUAGUCAGAAAAGAAGAUACAUUUAAUAUUGAAAUUAUGAAAAAAUACCUUUAGAAGGUCUAGUUUAUUCUUGAAAACUCAACUUUUUCACUUACAUGGCUUUAAAAUGGGGCUAUUUUGGUAUAUAUAUAUAUAAUGCCACAUAUAUAUGGUAUUAUAUAUAUAUAUUUGGUAUAUAUAUAUAUAACCAUAUAUAUAUAUGAAAUGUAUUGUUUAUUUUUUUAAGUUAUUUAAUGUUAAUAUAUACAGCUCGACUUAAGAUUUUUCAGAAUAACAUCUAUGAUGAAUACUAAAAAUAACGAUAUUUUUUAAGAAACUACCUUAGAAUUAUAUCCACAUGUAAUUUUAUGGAAAGAGGUAAAGUAGCUAUUAAUACUACUGUACAUUAGGCUUAAAUAUUUUGAUGUCUAUAUGCAUAUACAAAUUAAAGUAAUUAGAAACUGUGA
Molecule: messenger RNA, 2946 nt
Organism: Felis catus (domestic cat)
Lineage: Eukaryota; Metazoa; Chordata; Mammalia; Carnivora; Felidae
Gene: NCEH1
Product: neutral cholesterol ester hydrolase 1
Exons: 5
Coding region: 409-1635 (408 amino acids)
Cellular component (GO): membrane
Molecular function (GO): carboxylic ester hydrolase activity
Source: RefSeq, a predicted model, not a curated record